This is a messenger RNA of Balaenoptera ricei (Rice's whale), 1311 nucleotides long. RefSeq names its product tubulin polyglutamylase complex subunit 2. The record is from RefSeq and is a predicted model, not a curated record. NCBI's taxonomy places the organism in Eukaryota, Metazoa, Chordata, Mammalia, Artiodactyla, Balaenopteridae. The transcript has a single exon. Bases 49 to 933 code for a protein of 294 amino acids. Gene Ontology annotation, biological process: protein polyglutamylation.
CCUGUCCCAGCCGCUCCUCCGACCGCGCGCGGAGCUGGGACGCGAGCCAUGGAGGAGACACCGCCCCCGCUGCUGGGCAGCAACAAGCCGCACCUGGAGAAGCUGACCUUGGGGGUCACCCGCAUCCUCGAAUCAUCCCCAGGUGUGACAGAGGUGACCAUCAUAGAAAAGGCACCUGCUGAACGUCAUAUGAUUUCUUCAUGGGAACAAAAAAAUAACUGUGUGCUGCCUGAGGAUCUGAAGAACUUUUACCUGAUGACCAAUGGCUUCCACAUGACAUGGAAUGUGAAGCUGGAUGAACAUACCAUUCCAUUGGGCAGCAUGGCAAUUAACAGCAUCUCAAAACUGACUCAACUCAACCAGUCUUCCCUGUACUCACUUCCUAACGCACCAACUCUUGCAGACCUGGAGGACGAUACACAAGAAGCUAGUGAGAACCAGCCAGAGAAGCCUCACUUUGAUUCUCGCAGUGUAAUAUUUGAGCUGGAUCCUUGCAACGGGAAUGGGAAGGUUUGCCUUGUCUACAAAAGAGGGAAACCAGCAUUAGCACAAGACACUGAGAUCUGGUUCCUGGACAGAGCAUUAUACUGGCAUUUUCUCACAGAUACCUUUACUGCCUAUUAUCGCCUGCUUAUCACCCACCUGGGCCUGCCCCAGUGGCAGUAUGCUUUCACCAGCUAUGGCAUUAGCCCACAGGCCAAGCAAUGGUUCAACAUGUAUAAACCCAUCACCUACAACACAAACCUACUCACGGAAGAGACCGACUCCUUUGUGAACAAGCUGGAUCCCAGCAAAGUGUUCAAGAGCAAGAACAAGACCUUAAUCCCCAAAAAGAAAGGGUCUGUUCAGCCUGCAGGUGGCCAGAAAGGGCCCGCAGGUCCUCCUUCCACCUCUAGAUCCUCCUCUGGCUCUGGAAACCCUGUCCGAAAAUGAGCGCCCCACCUCCAGCUCCCUACCAGCCCCACAGUGACGAUUUCCAUGCACAGAUGCCCCAGGCGUGGCCCAAGCCUCAGAUUCUGUGUGUGGAACCAUAGUCCUCUCCCCAUCUGAGUGACAAAAUCCUAGGCCUUUUACUGCCAUUGGCUUGAGCCAGGAGUUGGAAGGGCAUACUCAGGUCUCCCCAAGAAUCCUUCCCUCAUACCCCUUACAGCAGGUUGUGCCACCUACUGAUUCUGGAAGCUGUGGCGAAUGUAAGGUGUUGUGUAAGUGACUAAGUAGAUCUCUUAAGAGCUUUCUUCUCUUUCUACUCCAACCCCCUACCCCUCAACAGUAAUUAGAGAAGUCCCCCAUAGAAACCACUGGUUUUGACCU